AUGCCUUCGGCUCAGCGGCCGCCGAAGCCACCAGUCUGGGCCUAUGGCGGGAAUUGGCAGUUUAUGCCAUGGAUGCUCUACAAUCUGUUCUCCGCCAAGUUCCAACCUUUGGACUUUGAGAAGAGUUACCUGACCGUGCGCGGUCUCAAGGACACGAGAAGAAGGGUAGGCGUUGUAUGGAAGAUGAGGUCCUCGAAGCUUCGAUUGGAUGCCCCAACAAUCCUGGUGGAGCCGGGCUUGAUGCUUGGUCGAGGAUACUCGAUGACCUGCACUGCGCAAGACGUGCCGGGCUCUUCCUUUCUGCGACGGGCCGUGGACAGAGGCUUCCGCGUGGUGGUCAUCGAGCGCCGGGGCCACGCACAGCCUUUGAAGAGCCCUCGCUGGAACCUCUUCGGCGAUUCGGACCGACCGGGCGAGUGGACCUUUCCGGUGGAAGCCGGUGGAAGCCGGCCCGGAAACACGUGGCGUUUCCGGUGUAGGUUGGGAUGGUUUUUCUGGAGAGGUUGGCAGUAA
Messenger RNA from Durusdinium trenchii, 513 nucleotides. Lineage: Eukaryota; Dinophyceae; Suessiales; Symbiodiniaceae. The record is from the annotation of a GenBank genome assembly.